AUGUCUGCAACUCCUGCAUUCACUUCUGGCACUCUGAAUGCUGGAAGCCAUUACCGACCCCUGAAGCUGAGCCUUGCAACUAUUUCCUGCACAUUGGCAAUGGCUGGAUCGCGCUAUUUUAAAGCUGGGCUGCAAUGGGAGAUGAAUACUUUUGUCACACCACUCCUGCAGUACUCCGCUUCACAGAAUAUCGUGUCGGUGGUUCCGGUCCCUGUCGCUUAUAUCCUUAAGUUGUAUCCCAUGCUAACCUGGAACACGGUUCCAGACGACGUCUUUUCAUUCCACCUCCUUUCAUUUCAUGAUGAGCCAAUUGCAGGACAUCCGUCCCAGAUUGUGUUCGCAUAUACAUGUCCAUGGUGGAUGGGAAACACCACAAUCCCUGAUCAACCAUGGCAGUGGGAUGAAAUAAUGGCUUCCUGCAUCUCUCACUACCAGUAUUGGGCGCUUAAUGUUGAGGAUGAUGCUUUGGUUCUUCCAGAGAAGUUGAAAAACACUUCGACUCCACCACUUAUGGGACUGAGGUUCAUUAAAGAACACAUGGAAGCAUUGAUGGAGGAGCAAGAUCAGGGCAUCAAAGCCAAGAUGGGAGAGGUGAAGAUGUACACUGACAUGUUAGAGAAAUUGAGGAAAGGCAAAGGAGUGUAG
Suillus fuscotomentosus is the source of this 645-nucleotide messenger RNA. RefSeq lists its product as uncharacterized. The transcript is spliced from 4 exons. Lineage: Eukaryota; Fungi; Basidiomycota; Agaricomycetes; Boletales; Suillaceae. The record is from RefSeq and is a predicted model, not a curated record. The coding region runs from base 1 to 645 and encodes 214 amino acids.